AUGGGACUGCUACUGUCUGUCGUUAUCUCGUACGCCGGCGCCUACGAAGCCAUCGAGUGCCUGAAACACAUACUGAGUGGCGUCAUACCCGACUCGCAUCCCGACUUCCAAGAACUCGUCGAGUACUACAGCAGCCAACUGAGAAAGGCGGCCAACACAUCCUCCGCGGGGGACUGGAGCAAAGAAUGCGGUCAGGGAUACCUAUAUUUAACAGAAGAUAAAAAUGGAAAACUAAAAUCGGCCGCUGUCAAGUAUUACGGUGACAACACGAACUCGACCGCCAUAUUGUUCUCUACGAAAAUCUCCAGCUUCGGCCAGGAUUCCCUCGAGGAGAGCCAAUCGAACGGAGACACCAGGAGCGACAGGUACAUACCGACGAAAACGAAAACUAUUCUAACGAACUCCUCAGGGUCGAUCAGUGUCGGACAAAGAAACAGAUCACCUACACCUACGCCUCGUGAAACUAUUUCAGAUUCAAAUCACAACAGCUUUACUUCAAACUCUGUCGCGCCUGACGCGAAGGAGGAGGACGGGGCUGACGAGAAACUGACAUGGCAUUACAGACCACUGAGUCCCACCCGCACCCCGCCAACACUGCCCGAAAUACAUUUCCAAUCAUUCGACGAAGACAAAAGAGGCGUCUACAGCGAAGACUUCCUCAGAUCUCUUGAUGGGAUUAAGUUCCGACCGUUACAACGAAGCGACCCGAGUGGCAGGCGACGGAGUUUCAAAAAGCGGCAUUCUUCGUCGUCGAAUUCUUCCAAAGAGUCGCGUGCAUCCCGCGAGGAAGAACUAAAGAUGUUCACGUCACUCGAGGAAGCUGAGUUCGAGCGUAUGAACAAAGACGACAAAGUCGGAGGGUUCGGAAGCACUCCUAAUCUAUCAGCGCGUUCUUAUUCCAGAAGUCGGUCGAGGGAAAACUCGAGGGAGAGAAGGAGUGACCACUGGAGCGUGGAAGCGUCGGUAGACAGCGCGGCUUCCGAAGACAAUGCCGAGCUAAAGCCGAUGUUGAAAGACGUUCCAAAGCUGAACUCCUUCGAGGAAGAGACGACCGAGACUAAAGAGGUAAUUGAAGAGGAGGAAGAAGAAGUAGACUUCUGGGGCUCCUCGGGGGACUAG
Messenger RNA from Spodoptera littoralis (African cotton leafworm), 1119 nucleotides. Lineage: Eukaryota; Metazoa; Arthropoda; Insecta; Lepidoptera; Noctuidae. The record is from the annotation of a GenBank genome assembly.